CAGAGACAGACAACAAAAUCAGCGCUUUUGCCCACCAACAAAAAUCAACACAUCUCCCCCGUUUUGUCGUGGUUUUGUUUACUUUGUUGUGUUUAACUGGGCGGUAACCGUGGCGGCGUGUGUGUUUUCCCCGUCCACCUGCUUUCACUCUGGCAUUUGUUGUUCUACCGUGUUUUUCUGUGCUGGCGUUUGUUUGUGUUGUGUGUUUUGACCGUUGCCGCUGUGUUUUGUUUACUCGUUGACGUUGAAACGGUGCCCAAUUUACCAUGGCGGCAAGCAUAGAGACUGUGAGGGUCGAGGCGGUUGAUAAGCGGAAGCAACUGGCCACCGAGAUCGUCCGGAGCCGCAAGAGGAAGUUGGCAGAGCUCUACACGCUCUCAUCGCUUUCGAAGAUAUGGACUGUGCGGGAUGAUGAUCCUUUGACGACGACGAAGGACAGUGUACGAGCGUUUGUGGAGAGCCAUGACAUAGAGAGUGAAUUUGAUCCGGCGGAGUUGCCGCUGUUGCAGUUCGAUAGUGGGGAUGCCACAGGUGGCUCCCCAUCUGCACAGGCGUUGGACAGUACAGAGAAGUCCACAGGUGUCACAACCGCAGCAGCUGAGACAGCUGGUUCUCACAAUACACCGAAGGAACCAGAGAUCAUCGUUGGAAAGUCGACUGUUCCAACUGAUACAAAACAGAUCAUCGAACCUGCGCCGGUGCCUAAGGUUGCACCGGUGGUGAAACAACAGGAGCAGUCCAUACUUCCACCACCACCGCCUCCUCCUCCACAGAUUGUGAUACCAUCCAAGACAAUUGCAUCUUCAGUGAUAAACUCGGAGGAGGCGAUCAAGAAGUCCUUUAAGAAGCACAAGAAGGAUCACCCGUUGGAACUUUUUGACCCUGUAAACAAGGAUAAUAUUAACACCUUGAUUCUUGUGCUAAAGAACUACCUACCUGCGAAAGUUGCAGAGGUUACACCUUUGGCUGAGUUGUACUAUUUGGCUCAGACAUUACCACUUGUCAAAUUGAUGCCGACGACUCACAAAGUUGUCACCUCAUCGAUGUACGAAACUGCGUUAACAGAGGGGAAAAUCAACGUUGUGCACUCAAGAAUCGAGGAGUUGAAGAGACAGGGGAAAUGGAGUUUGAAACAACCGCAGAGGUUUGUGGAUCCUCUUUUGAAUUCUAAAAAGAGAUCGCAUUGGGAAAACUUAUUAUCAGAGAUGAGCUGGAUGAGUGUGGAUUUCAAAGAGGAGAGAAAGUUCAAAGUUGCAACAUGUGCAACUAUUGCAAAAUCCAUACAGGAUUAUUGGAAGUUUGGGAAAGUUUGUUGUAUAAAGACAAGACCAAUUGUUCAUAUUACAACAGAUGAAGAAGAUGAGGUCAAGUUGGAGGAUUUUAUUAAUAUUGAAGAGUCCAAAGAAGCAGAAUCAGACAGUAUGGAUGUUGAUGACACAGACAAUUCAAGACUUUUGGAGAGACCCCAACCUUCUGAUGAAAUCACACCUGCUGAACUUCCCGAGUCUACUCUUGAAGAGUAUAACAAAUAUUUGGAAACAGAGGAGCCUAAUCCAUUUAAAUUACAAGUUGAUACGAAUGAUUUCAAAAAUUCAGAUAAGAUUUUGUUUGAUGGUAUACCAACUUUUGGAACGUUUGAGAAGUUCAACGAUUGUUAUGAUAGGGCACCAUUGAUUCCAGUUUCAAAGGCUCUUUUACCACAGGAGGAUGAAACUUGGUUUAACUGCUACCUACAGCAGACAGAGGAUAAUAACAAUAGUGUACCUGAUCAACAAAAGGGUUUGUUUGGAUUCUCGUCUCGUAAUAGACUGAGUACGAUUAUUAAACCACCACAACCUCCAAGUUUAAGAUAUUUGAAUUUGAGAACUCCAACGAUAUGGCUGCCUGAAGAUGACCAAAACUUGAUUGAAUACGUUAAUCAAUUCUCGUUCAAUUGGGGAAUUGUUUCUGCUCAUUUGUCAAAGAGACCUACGAGAAGUUACCAAUCAAAUAUUGAAAGAAGAACCCCAUGGCAAUGCUUUGAAAGAUACAUUCAACUAAACGAUGCUUUUCAGAUUGGUGAUAUGAGGGGACACAACUAUAUGGCUGCCACCAAAUGGCUGGAGCACGCACAUCAUAUCCAGGCUACAACAAAGAGACGUAUAUCACCACUGGGUGUUGGUGUGGAAUCCAUUCAAAGAGGUCACAAAAGGCUCCGUUGGGCUAGUAUGUUUGAAGCGAUUCGGAAAUGUAUGAGAAAGAGAGAGAGUGUGACAAGACCAAACUCAAAUCAUCAAAGAAAGAACAUUGAUGAGAAAAAGUUGGUUGCACCAACACCUGCAGAGUUAUCGAAGUUGAAAUUUGAGAGAGAUAAGGCUAUCCAGGAAGCUUAUAUUCCUAACCAACAACGUAGAGUAGUUGCUGGAAAUGAUAACAAAGCUGCAGCUGCUCAUCCAGUGCAACAGACUGGUCAGCAAGCUGUCCAAAGAGGUAAUAACACCCAAAUUCAGGCCAGACCAGCACAAGCACAAGAACAACAGCAGCAGCAGCAGCAGCGCCAGCAAGUACAACAAUCUCAACAAGUACAACAACAGAGACCAAAUUCUGUCCCUGCUCAGUCAAUUGCUAAACAGCAACACAAUGGGGCCACACAAGUUCCAGGGUUAAAGAAUGUAUCUGGAACAUCAUACACUCCAGAACAGAUUCAACAGAUUAUUCAGAUGAGACAAAGAAAAUUGGCUAAUGGUGUGGCUCAAGGUUCUCCAUCUCCUAAUGGUGCACAAGCUCAGCUUGUUAAUAUUCAACGCUCUAAUAGUAACCCCACGCAAGUGGCUAAAUCAGCAGCCAGUCUUUCAAAUACAGUUAAGACUGUACCGGUGUCUCGUCAACAAGCUUUUGUUCCGGCUCAUGUCUCUGCGAUUAUUAGUCAAAUUCAAGCACAACAUCCAAAUUUGUCAAAGCAAGAAGUGACGAACAUGGCUGCACAAUAUCUCGCCAACUUGCAAGCGAAACAGAACGCCAGAGCUGCUGCUGCCGCUGCCACUGCCGUUAAUACUACGACCACCAGUACCACCCCAGCAAGCAACACGAACAACACUAACAACUCUGCAAAAUUCAAUACUAGUGGCUUGGCUGGCCAGAGAAGUUCACAGCAUGGCUCACCAGCAGCACAAAACAAGUCUAUUUCUGUCCCUACACCGCAGCAAAUUUUGCAACAGCAGCAACAGAGGUUAGCUGCCAGUGCUUCAAAUAAUGGAACAUCACAUCUUGCCAAUGAAGGAAGUGAGGUUUCCUCAACGAUAAGUUCUACAAAGUUAACUCCAGAACAGAAGGCACAGCUGGAUAUGCUAAAGGUGUUGCACGCAGAACAGCAACAAAAGCGUCAGCAAGCUAGUAUCGACAAUGGAUCUACAACCAACGCCAAUCCUAAGGGUAAUGAUGCAGGCUUGUCAGGAUAGAUCAACCAUAUUGGGCAUUUUUGGCUUUCUUUUUUUCCUCCUCUAACGACUUUUUAAUGACAAUAUCUCCAUCUGUAAACAGUAUAAAGUGUACAAUUCAUCAUUGUGAUCAAACAGAUAUAAUGAUACAUUCACGACAAUGAUAACAUAACGAUUUUAAUUUCCACUCACCCCAUAUAAAGAAUAGUGGGUUAAAACCAGCAAUAUAUAAGAAGCUCCUCCCAGGUCAGUGGCUUUAUAACAUUAGUGUAUAUCUAACAAGU
Molecule: messenger RNA, 3700 nt
Organism: Williopsis jadinii
Lineage: Eukaryota; Fungi; Ascomycota; Saccharomycetes; Phaffomycetales; Wickerhamomycetaceae
Gene: EAF1
Product: Eaf1p
Exons: 1
Coding region: 267-3437 (1056 amino acids)
Source: RefSeq, a predicted model, not a curated record